Molecule: messenger RNA, 264 nt
Organism: Haemonchus placei
Lineage: Eukaryota; Metazoa; Nematoda; Chromadorea; Rhabditida; Trichostrongylidae
Source: the annotation of a GenBank genome assembly
AUGGAAUCCGUCGAUCCUGUCAUGUGUGCAUACAAGCUUGUCACUGUGCACUUCAAAUGGUUUGGACUGCAGAAAAUGGUGGAGAGCUACACACACACGCAAUAUCCGCGUUUGUUCUCAAAGUUCCAUCGCGAAGUGUUCUGUUGGAUAGAUAACUGGUAUGGCUUAACAAUGGCGGAUAUCCGUGCCAUUGAAGCGAAAGCCCAAAAGGAGUUGGAGGAGCAACGGAGAAGUGGACAGGUGCGAGGAAUGACCGCUACAUAA